GCCUCCAGCAGACCAACCAAACAGCAGCAGCAGCAGCUUAAUGCGUUCACCUGAUGCAGCGAGAUUUGUGUCAAUCUGCAAUCGUACAAAAAUCCGACGCAGCACCAGAUUCAAUACACCAAAAGGGGUUUUCGGUGCGUGAGGUCACCUGAAAGUGCAAUACACAGGCAGCUGAACCGUGGUGCGUAAGACCAGUUGUGAUUAGAGCGUAAUUGCGCGUACGCCAGAAUGAGACGUAGCAGGAAAUAGCUGAUCAAUUUGGAGCAAUACGCAAAGAUUGAUACGCAACCAUGGCAGACAUCAAGCUCGAUAUGCCGGCGGAAGAUGACAUGGCCACCCGGGUGUUCUGGGAGAUUCUGUCUCCGCUCGGGUACAUUCCACAGCCGGUGAAGGAAGCCCUGCGGGGAACCGGCUUCGAUAACCUGCUGUCGCUGUCGGCCAUGCGCGAAUCCGACCUGGACGACAUCGCAACCCAGUUCAAGCUGCCCAUGGGUCAUCGCCGGUUGAUCAAAGUCCUGUCCGAACGCAUCAACCAGAUCGGGAUGGAUGACCUAACGUCGAAGCUGCUGCGGAAGCUGGACCGUCACGCGACCACCGUGGUCAAAGUGUCCAAACCAACACCCCCCAACCCCACAAGCAGUGACUCCCGUGACGAACCACAAACACCGCCGGCUGCUCCGCACAGUGCCGUCAAAGCGGUUCCCUCCGCGGAAUCCCUAGUCGAGAUCUACCGCUCAAAGCUACAGCAAAACAUUCUCUCCUGGUUGACGUCCCACGGCGAAGUCGGGUCGAAGGAGGUCGAACUCCCGGACAUCAACAUCAACGUCUCCAUCCAGGACGGCAAACUCCAGGGUUCAGUCAUCUGCCCGUUCUGUCGGAUGGAAAUCAAAAUCUACAUCCGAGCGCCGGACGCGGACAGCAGCGGGGCCAUCGCAAACUCAAACUACAUCAAGCACUACAACCGGAUGCACCGGAAGGUUCCCCUCCCCGAAAUCCCCGCCACCGUCAGUUGGCCAUCGCCGUUCGGUCAAGGAACGCCACCGCCCGGCACCAUGAUGGCCCUCGAGCAGCAUCAGCAAGCGCUGGCACAACUUCACGCGGAACAGCAAGCUGCGGCGGCGUACGCGGCCGUAACGGCAGCCGCCGGGGGCAGCGGUUCCGGCGGCGCGGUGGCAGGUUCCAGCGCGGCGCAGUUGCCUAAUCCGGCGGCGGCCGCCGUGUACGAACUGCUGUUCAAGCAGGAGUCCAACAGUUGGGAUGACUAGUAGUAGCAAUAGCUGACGGAUCUCGGCGACAGUAUUUUCUGAAAAUUUAACUCCUAGAGAUAGACCACGAGUCGGAAGGUAGCGUACCUUUAGGCGCAAGCAAUGCAUUUGUAAAAAAAACAAAUUUGGCACAAAAUUCCUAUAACUAUAGAACGUAUACUAAAUAUAACCUAAAAUGUUUGUGUGAACAUACAG
Culex quinquefasciatus (southern house mosquito) is the source of this 1460-nucleotide messenger RNA. RefSeq lists its product as uncharacterized. The record is from RefSeq and is a predicted model, not a curated record. NCBI's taxonomy places the organism in Eukaryota, Metazoa, Arthropoda, Insecta, Diptera, Culicidae.